CCGCAGUAGGCUGUUGAAGUUCAAAGUUCAAACAUUACAGUAAAAAUAGGGUACUCGCUGGCUGACUGCCUGUGUGAUCGCUGAGAAUAAUAUAGAAGCUAGUGGUCACAGAACUAAACGGUUGUCACCACACUGAACACCGGUAGAGGAAACCGAAAAUGCCCCUCAGCUAAUCGGCGCCUGCUCUUGCCCUGUUGUCGGCGGAUUUACAGAACGACGGCUAGCUGGCUGCUAACGCUAGCACGCUAGCUUGCCAGGAGCACAUAGCAACUGCUGCUAGCUAACGUCACUGGACUGGUACUCUUAACUCUCAAGGCUGCAGCUAUGUUCGUCCAGGAGGAGAAGAUAUUCGCCGGGAAAGUGUUGAAAAUACACAUUUGCACCAUGGACGGCACGGAGUGGUUGGAGGAGGUCACGGAAGACACGACCGUUGAAAAACUGAAGGAGAAGUGCUUGAAACAUUAUGUGCAUGGAAGUCUAGAGGACCCCAAAACUCUUACCCACCAUAAACUCAUACAUGCUGCUACAGAGAGAGUCCUCACCGACACCAAAACUGUCUCAGAGGAAAAUCUCAAAGAUAAAGAUGUUUUGCUGCUCAUAAAGAAAAGACCACCACCAACCCCUCCAAAGACGGCAGACGUUAGUUCAGAUGACAAGAAGAAACAAGAUAACAAGGCUCCUGACAAAGACGCAAUUCUGAAAGCCACCGCUAACCUGUCCACACGCCACACUGACCGCACUGUCACCCAGCAUAACAUAAGAGAUUUUCAGACGGAGCUAAGAAAAAUCCUUGUUUCUCUCAUUGAAGUCGCUCAGAAGCUUCUUGCCUUGAACCCUGAUGCUGUUGAACUCUUCAAAAAGGCCAAUGCAAUGUUGGAUGAAGAUGAAGAGGAUCGGGUGGAUGAAACGGCCCUUCAGCAACUCACUGAGAUGGGUUUUCCUGAGAGCAGAGCCAUCAAAGCGCUUAGACUGAACCACAUGUCAGUGACUCAGGCAAUGGAGUGGCUCAUUGAGCAUGUAGAUGAUCCCUCUGUCGACACGCCUCUGCCUGGCCAGGACUCCUCCGGGGCAGCAGGAGCCACGGCUGCCGCCAUACCCGGCCCCUCGGCUUCUGGCCCUAACCUUCUACGCAGCCUCUCCAGCCAGUCAAGCACGGACGAGAGCAGCAGACAGGACGAGCUCACAGAGAUCUUCAAGAGGAUACGCAGGAAAAGGGAGUUCAGACCAGACUCCAGAGCUGUCAUUGCAUUGAUGGAGAUGGGGUUUGAUGAAAAGGAGGUGGUUGAUGCUUUGAGGGUGAAUAACAACCAACAGGAUGCUGCGUGUGAGUGGCUGCUGGGAGACAGGAAGCCUUCUCCAGAAGAUAUGGACAAAGGCAUCGACACCAACAGUCCACUGUUUCAAGCCAUUCUGGAGAAUCCAGUGGUCCAGUUGGGUCUAACCAAUCCCAAGACUCUGCUCGCUUUUGAAGACAUGCUGGAGAAUCCUCUGAACAGCACCCAGUGGAUGAACGACCCUGAGACCGGUCCCGUCAUGCUCCAAAUAUCCAGAAUCUUCCAAACCCUCAAUCGCACAUAGAGCCUCCUGGUGACCCCCUGUGUGACUGUGGCAGCUUGUGUGUAUGCUUGACCAUGUUGGAGGGUGUGUGUGUGUGUGUGUGUGGAUGGAUGUGAAUAUGAAUGUGUGCAUAUAUCCAAGCGUGGCAGAGACACAAGUAUUGUUUUUGCCUUGUAAAGACAAAGCCAGAAGAGUCAAAGUAUGAAUUAAGAUGUUCUACAUAUAACUAUUUAUAACAGUACAGUAAAACACUUAUACAAAACAAAUGUUAAUGUAAACAUUAUUAUUAUUACAGUAAUAAUUUAAAAAAAAAACAAGAUUUAGUAUGUUGUUUUUACAUUUUAAUGAGAGCAAUUUAUAGUUAUAAUGGACAUGGAUUUAUUUUAUAUAAUUUCUCCAUUUGCAAAAAUGACAUCAAACAUCAAUUUAAUGUUUACACUUCAAAGAAAACUGUUUUUGUAUGUUUUGCAAUAUUUAAAUAUCAAUUACAGUUUUGUCUGUCAUCAGUGAUGAGUGUGUGGAAGACUUGUGUUUUGUUUUUCUUCCCCCAUCUGUCUUGUUUUUAUCAAAGUAACUGCUUGUAAUCGAGAGGCCGGUGGUCAAAACUGAGCGUUUGUUUAGCUGUUUGAAAACAGGCUUUCAGACACAUUUACCUCUCUCCCCAUUCAUGCCUGCGAGGUCACUGUAAGUCAACUGCCUCUCAGUUUAAAGAGGAGAACGUUCGUCCCGGAGCCUCUUCAAGAAUAUUUAUUUGACUUUGCCUUUUUAGACAGAAGCUGUACACUAAACUGUUUGUGUCUUAGUCAUGUUUUUACAAGAAAAGUAUCUAUUAGGCCUGUGUGUUUGUUGUCAAUGUGCUCUUGAAUGUCAUACUAUCGUGUUGCGCUCAUUUAGCACUUGUUCUAUAAAUAUCACUCACUGCAGCACUGAGGAAGUUAAAAGAAGGGUUCAUGUUUUGUCAGAAAAGGUUGUAGUGGGACAUUAAAUGAAGCUGAGCCUAAUAAAAAAGGGUUUGCCUUUUGAAUGUGAAGAUACGUGCUCACUUCAUGCUGCAAAGGUGUGACCAUAUUCAUACACACAAAGAAAUAAUAGAAUUUGAGACGCAACUAAUGUUCGGCUUUUGGUUGACUUUUUUUCUAAUGAGAGCAACGGACAUUUAUGCUGUCAAACCAAACUAAAAUGUUUCUAUAUAACCUGCCUUGUCAUUAGUUAUACCCAUUGAAAAAAUACCCCGUAUUUCUGUGCAAUAGCAAGGACUUCUGUUGACCUGUAUUGUCAGAGAGUGUUAGAGAUGUUGGACUUGCAUUGAGUAAUGUGUUAUACUAUAUUAGCCUUUGGAUUGAGUGCUCAAAAUCUCCAGCUGCAGGAAGGUGAGCAUUGUCUCUCCUGGUUGUACUGAGAGUUAAAAACAAUAUGGAGGGUGGUGUGUUUUGCCAAGCUUUUGAGUGUUUUUGUUCAAUAUUUGAAAAUGUGGUAUUGAUGUGACUUUCUGCUCAGGGAGGCUGAGAUUGUUUUUCUAAACCUGCCGUCAUGGCAAACCUCUGCUCACCUAUUUCUAGUUUGGCAUUUAAAAAUGGCUUUAACCAAUAUGUCUAGAACUUUGCUUAUGAAUAAGAGCACCACAAGACAUGGUUUCGUAAAUGCAAUAUUUGAAAAUAUUUAAUGUUUUUAGAGAAAAGUGUCUGUGUGAAAUAUGUAUUAUUACAUUAUUUAUAUCAAAGCCAAACUAGUAACUUGUUCUUAUUUAUAACAUUUUUAGCAAACCUUUAAGCUAAUCUACAAAUGUGAAAUAAUUGAAUGAUUCAAAUGUUGUUUUUACAAACCAUUAUAAAAAAAAUGUGCUUAUGGACUGAUGGGUCACAAUGUGGUGUAAAGUAGUGCAACAUGUUUGAAUGAAGGAGGAUUUCUCCACGUCUCUGGAAACCUCUGCACGCUUUCUGCACUGCAGUGGACCUUUAUCAUGGCCACAGUGACCAGCUGUCUCACCACCUCCUUGCUUUGCACUGGCAUGCAAACAUCUUGAAACAAACCUUGGGAGAAGAAGGGUCCACAGAAAAUGCAGACACCUUGUCUUAGCAAAUGGUCAACAGGAACAGAAAAGAACAAAAUGAACUUUAUUGCUUAGGGACUCUGAAGAAUUGUCAGAGUCACAGGUUACUGUUUUCACUCAGCUUUCAUGCAGGAUUGUCACAGAUUAACAACCUAUGCAAUAUACUCUCACACUUCUGUUCAUUCAAACAGCCUCAUGGCCACUGGCGUCUAAAUCACUAUUGCAUUAAAGUUAUUUUUGUGGCUGUAA
Scatophagus argus is the source of this 3856-nucleotide messenger RNA. It is a transcript of the gene ubac1, whose product is annotated as UBA domain containing 1. NCBI's taxonomy places the organism in Eukaryota, Metazoa, Chordata, Actinopteri, Scatophagidae. Bases 325 to 1578 code for a protein of 417 amino acids. The record is from RefSeq and is a predicted model, not a curated record. The transcript is spliced from 10 exons. Gene Ontology annotation, molecular function: protein binding.